This is a messenger RNA of Boeremia exigua, 1357 nucleotides long. RefSeq names its product putative alpha/beta superfamily hydrolase. The record is from RefSeq and is a predicted model, not a curated record. The transcript has a single exon. Lineage: Eukaryota; Fungi; Ascomycota; Dothideomycetes; Pleosporales; Didymellaceae. The coding region runs from base 55 to 1095 and encodes 346 amino acids.
GAUUCCUCUACCGACCUACAUCUCCAACCGUGCUUAGCGACACAUUUCAGAAACAUGAAGGCCACUGUACAAUCUAUCACCCGGAUGGGUAUGAUACUAGCGAUGUUUAGAGCGUCAGCAACGGCACAGAAUCUGUCGUUUGGAGCCAACAAUUUCUACCGCAGCGACAAUGUAACGAUUCAGCCGAUCACGUUUCCCAAUUUGUUCAAGACGAUUGUCGCGGGCAAUCUCUUCACUCCCAACGACAUCGGCUUCAAUCACUCAGCUAUUGUCAUCAGUCAUCCCGCAGGAGCGGUGAAGGAACAGAGUGCGAACCUGUACGCCACCAAGUUAGCUGAGCAGGGAUUCGUUACUAUUGCGCUCGAUCUCGCUUUCUUCGGAGGCAGCGAGGGUGAGCCACGUCAGUCAGUAGCUCCAGAACUCUAUGCAGAGUCCUUUAGUGCGGCAGUAGACUAUCUCGGUCUGCUAGACUUCGUGGAUCGUAAUCGUAUUGGUGGGCUUGGCAUUUGUGGUAGUGGCUCUUACAUUAUCAGCGCUGCGAAGAUUGAUCCACGUCUAAAGGCUAUUGCAACCUCAAGCAUGUACGAUAUGGGGUCUGCCUUUCGAAAUGGUCUGAGGAAUGGGACUAGCGCUGAAAUGCGUAAGGCAAUGAUAGCCGCAGCAGCAGAGCAACGCUGGACCGAAGCCGCAGGUGGCAAAACUGAAUAUAACCUGGGCACACCGCUAGCUAUCACGAACGACUCAACCGCUAUCGACCGCGAGUUCUACGACUUUUAUCGCACUUCACGCGGCGAAUACACGCCCCCAGGAUCGUUCCCAAAUAUCACGACAGGCACAGCAAUUUCAAGCAGUAUAAAGCUGGCAAAUUUCUACCCAUUCAACAACAUUGAGGAUAUUUCGCCUCGUCCUUUGCUUUUCAUCUCAGGCGACCAGGCCCACUCUCGCGAAUUCAGUGAGAAUGCUUAUAGACUUGCUGCUGAGCCGAAGGAGCUUUUAUGGAUCCCAGGUGCUGGCCAUGUUGACCUCUACGAUCGUACAGAUCUCAUUCCGUGGGGUAGGAUCACCGAAUUUUUCCGCACACAUCUUAGCAUUUAAAGUCGAAUGUGGCUACGCACAACGUUCUUUCUUAGAAUUGAUCGACUCAUAUACAUACUGCCUUAUUCAGUCAUACGUGUGGCAAAAUCUGGUGAUCACGUUCUUCUUUCACAUGUUUGUCGUGUAAGAAGCAAAAGUGAGUUUGAACUAGCGCAUAUCGUUCUUAGUUAGUUACUGUGAUUACAGGCAUAAGUUGUGUAGGCGGGUCGGCAUGUCAGGGGUGCCCAUCGGAUGGUGCGGAAUGGCCCCUUGACAAAAUUAC